Molecule: messenger RNA, 1782 nt
Organism: Temnothorax curvispinosus
Lineage: Eukaryota; Metazoa; Arthropoda; Insecta; Hymenoptera; Formicidae
Exons: 1
Coding region: 1-1782 (593 amino acids)
Molecular function (GO): nucleic acid binding
Source: RefSeq, a predicted model, not a curated record
AUGGCGGGCGGCUUUCCGCUACAAAAGUGGGCGGCAAACAAAGCCGCGAUACUCAAGGACGUGCCAACAGAGCACAGGCAAGUGAAGGACUUCGACCUCUGGGAUCAGAACGCCAGUCACGCCACUCUAGGCGUGCAAUGGCACCCACAGGAUGACACCUUCGGCUUCAAGGUCCGGCCGGUGGAAACCACAAGCAUCACGAAGCGAACAGCCUUCUCACACACAGCUCGACUGUUCGAUCCACUCGGCUGGUUGGCCCCAGCAAUUAUCCUAGUCAAAAUGCUAAUCCAGACUGCCUGGUUGCAACAUCUCGAUUGGGACGAGCUUCUCCCCCCUCGAGAUCAACAGGACUGGCAACAACUCCUACGCGAACUGCCGAUGGUCGAAGCAAAGCGGAUCCCGAGAUGGCUGCACACGGGCAGCUCCAGCUCUCGUCUGGAAAUCCAUGCUUUGCAGACGCAUCGGAGAGAGCGUAUGCGGCGGUCAUACCUAAAAGCGAGCACUGACGGCGGGCGGAGCGUGGUCACUCUCCUCACCGCCAAGAGCAAGGUCGCGCCCGUCAAACGGGUCACCUUGCCACGCCUCGAGCUCAGCUCUGCAGCCAUGCUGACUAGGCUAGCGGCGAGAGCGCAGGAAACACUGAAGCUCGUGGUGUCGCAAAUUCAUUUAUACUCGGACUCCGAAGUGACGCUGGCAUGGAUUCGGGGGCACCCCUCUCGCUGGACAACAUACGUCGCCAACCGGGUGGCGGAGAUACAGCAGCUGCUACCGGAGGCAGCAUGGCAUCACGUGCCAAGCCGGGACAACCCCGCGGACUGCGCCUCACGUGGAAUGCAACCCAGUGAGCUGGUGGAAUUCGGGCUGUGGUGGCAAGGGCCAUCGUGGCUGACGGAGAACUCACCACCCCCACUACGGACCUCGCCGCGCCUGGCAGAGGACGAGGUUCCCGAGAGGCGGGCACACAUUAACACAGUGACCAUAAAGCCACCCGAAUCGGAUAUGCUGCUUCGAUUUUCAACGCUGCGACGCCUGCUACGCGUCUCAGCAUGGUGCCGACGCUGGUUACGGGCGAUCCAAGCCCGACAAUUCUCUGUUUCAGGCACAUCACUGACUCCGCAGAAACUGGAAGGCGCCCUGGGGACCUGGAUACGAGAGGCCCAAGCAGCCUGGUUCUCGGAAGAAAUCAAAGCCCUCGACCGUGACAAGCAGCUUCCGAGGCGGAGCGCAUUGCAACGCCUCAGCCCAUUUCUCGAUCAUGACCACGUCCUUAGAGUGGGAAGACGACUGAAGCACGCGAUCUUAAGCAACGAUGAGCGACAUCCGGCCAUUCUUCCUCGAGAUUCGUGGCUCACAACGUUGAUCAUUCACGACCAGCAUAGGCUCCAUGGAGGCGUUCAGUUAACCCUCGCCUCUCUCCGACAGAGAUUUUGGAUCCCAGGAGGGAGAGCACGAGUACGACAAUGCAUCCACCAAUGCAUCACAUGUGUGCGCUGGCGGGCGAAAAGCCCACAGCAGCUAAUGGCGGACCUGCCGCCGCCCAGAGUGAACAUAGCAAGAGCGUUCACUCACACAGGCGUGGACUACGCCGGGCCGAUUGCGCUGCGCACGACCAGAGAACGAGGACACAAAACUUACAAGGGGUUCCUCGCCAUAUUUGUGUGCAUGAGCACGAGAGCAGUGCAUCUCGAAGCCGUGUCCGACCUGACCACAGAUGCCCUUUUGGCCGCCUUUCGCCGCUUCACAUCAAGACGAGGCCUCUGUGAGGUCUUGUACAGCGACUGA